Molecule: messenger RNA, 2745 nt
Organism: Osmia bicornis bicornis
Lineage: Eukaryota; Metazoa; Arthropoda; Insecta; Hymenoptera; Megachilidae
Gene: hrg
Product: poly(A) polymerase type 3
Exons: 12
Coding region: 495-2309 (604 amino acids)
Cellular component (GO): nucleus
Molecular function (GO): RNA binding; poly(A) RNA polymerase activity
Source: RefSeq, a predicted model, not a curated record
CAUGUUUAUACCGUAGGUGGUUUAGUGCGGGUAUACGUGUUAUCCAUUAUUUUCAAAUAGUAACGUUUAAUUAUUUAUUUACACGAUACACCGUGGUGCGAAGUGUCCUAAGUGUGAAGUCUCCUUUACAUUAUAAUUGUGGACGAAUUGUUUUUAUCAGGGAGUACAUGAAAUAAUCUGGUAGACGCGAACAAUUUUAUGACUUAUGGACCUUCGUUUCUCGGGAUUCUUUUGCUACCUCAUAAAUUGUUUACAAGUUGUUCAAGCUGCUUUGAGAGUAAAGAGUGCCCUAAGAACGUGCUAUUCACGCUAGGAGUACAAUUUCCUUUUCAGGAAUCGUCCACGUACAUUGGAUGGAUGUGAUGCAUCUUUAGCACAAGCAUUUUGCGCGUUUUAUAACCUGACAACACGUCCGAAGUUUCUCUAUCUCUAUCAUGUCAUUGCAUCUUUGACAAAAUAUUAAGCGAUCUGGAAUAAAGUAAACAAAUUCCAAAAUGUGGUCAUCACAAGGAAACAACUCCAACUCAAAUGCUUCAAAAGAAGAAAAGAAUCUACGUACAUUGGGUAUGACAUCUGCUAUAAGUGUAGCAGAACCAAAACCCAGUGACCUUACUAGGACAAAUGAAUUAAAGGAAGCAUUAAAGCCAUACAAUGUAUUUGAAUCAGAAGAAGAACUAAAUCAUAGAAUGGAAAUUUUAAGCAAAUUGAAUGCAUUGGUGAAGCAGUGGAUAAAGGACACAAGUAUUGCCAGAAAUAUGCCACCUAAUGUUGCUGAACAAGUUGGCGGUAAAAUAUAUACUUUCGGUUCAUAUAGGUUAGGGGUACACCACAAAGGUGCUGAUAUAGAUGCCCUAUGUGUUGUACCCCGUCACAUCUAUAGGUCGGAUUACUUUACAUCCUUCUUUGAAUUACUGAAAAUGCAAGAAGAAGUGACUGACUUGAGGGCAGUGGAAGAAGCAUUUGUACCAGUAAUCAAAAUGAACUUUGAUGGUAUUGAGAUUGACAUGCUGUUUGCAAAACUAGCUCUUAAAGAAAUCCCUGAUUCAAUGGAUCUAAGGGAUGAUAUGCUUCUGAAAAAUCUCGAUCAGAAAUGUGUGAGAAGUCUUAAUGGGUGCAGAGUAACUGAUGAAAUAUUACGUUUAGUACCUAAUAUAGAAAAUUUUAGGCUGGCUUUAAGAGCUAUUAAAUUGUGGGCAAAGAGACACGGUAUAUAUAGUAAUGUGCUAGGAUAUCUAGGAGGUGUAUCUUGGGCAAUGUUGGUUGCAAGAACGUGUCAACUUUAUCCUAAUGCCGUUGCGGCGACGUUAAUAGAAAAAUUUUUCCUUGUAUUUUCUCAGUGGAAAUGGCCACAGCCAGUACUUUUAAAGCAGCCUGACAAUGUUAAUUUAGGUUUUCCAGUUUGGGAUCCAAGAGUUAAUAUAUCGGAUAGGUAUCACUUGAUGCCAAUAAUUACGCCGGCAUAUCCUCAACAAAAUUCGACGUUUAACGUAUCGGUUUCGACGAGAACAAUCAUGCAGGAAGCAUUCGAAACCGGACUGUCGAUAACGGAAGAAAUUAUCAUGGGGAAAGCAACGUGGGACAAGUUGUUUGAACCACCAAAUUUCUUUGGCAAAUACAAACACUAUAUUGUACUAUUGGCAAGAAGUUUAUCUCCAGAGGAUCAACUCGAAUGGUGUGGGCUUGUCGAAUCAAAAAUACGGCAUUUGAUAGGUACCCUGGAAAGGAAUCCUCACAUCACAUUGGCACACGUAAACCCAGAGGCAUUUCCACCGUUAGAACCAGAACCGGAGGGUCAUUGUUCCAUGUGGUUUAUCGGCUUACUGUUUGCCAAAAGCGAGAACUUGAACGUCGAUCUAACGUACGAUAUCAAAUCGUUUGUAGAUUCAAUUCAAAGGCAAGCGGAACAAUUGAGCGUCCUGAAGGAGGGUAUGUGGAUAGAGGCAAAACACGUGAAGAGAAAGGAUCUACACACUUAUGUUUCUCCUAGUCUGCUCAGGCGAGAAAGAAAGGUUUCUGGCAGUGUACAUAAAAACGGAAAUAUUGCUGGGAAUGGUAACAAUGGUAGCGUGUCACCACGGAACCAAGGAGAGCCGGUGAACCGGAAGAGAUUAUCAGACCAGACUACGGAUUCGUGUGGAAAGAAGCGAAGAGUUAACGACAAUGAACAGCAAGUGACACAGGGAGAAGAUGGGUCUUUGGUGGUUCAAUCUUGCGGAGAAGAUAGCAAUUCCGGAUUUAGUCUGGAUGAAUACAAGCAAACAUUGACAGCUGCUAAGGAUGUAAGACAUUGUACAUAUAAUGAACAAUAAUCAGCAUAGAGCAGGAUUAGGAGGGGCCUACUGGUGCAUCAACAGUAGCACAGGAAGGGUACGUUUGCACUUGACCACUGCAGAAUUACUACCUCACGUCGAUUCACAGAUGCUCCUCUGGGUCAUCUAGACUGUAAAUCAGUUCUCAUGCAACCAUCCACUGCCCACUGUAAGUCCCCCGUUUCGUAAAAACAAAGCAACGUGAUGCGUUUAAGGAAGCUACCCGUUGGAGUCAAUCGAUGCACGACUGUAUGACAGACGCUCUGAUUUUAAUCUUUAUAAACAACAUCAACAGUCAAUGGGAACAAUUAUACCCGCGAACGAAUGAUUGUGCCAGUGUCUGUGAUGUCACAUUUUUUUUAUCGCGAACCAUGUGACAAUUUGAGAAUUAAAAUACGAGAACUUGAAAGCAUCACUAUCUGUAAAGUUCGAUAAU